AGGGUUUUUUCAAUAAAAUUUGAAUGCACAUAAACCACACAUUCAUCUUUGUAUUUAUUACAGGUGUUUCUGCUUCAGAAAAAAUUGCUGAAAUUGACAUAAUACGUCUAAGGCCAUAUAGAACCAUUAUUAGGAGAGUUGCCAAAAACCUGUGCUUAGAAUCAUCAUUGAUUGCUGCAAUCAUCUCUGUAGGGAGUCGUGUCGGUCAUCUACUAGAGAAUGGCUGGGACCGUCAGAGAAUUAAGUUUGGCUUGAUGCAGAUUGACAGAAGAUACUAUCCCAUUAGGGGAGCAUGGAACAGUGAAGAACAUAUAAUUGAAGGAUCAACUAUUUUAACCACUGCACUUAAAACUGUGUGGCGAGCAUACCCUAGAUGGACCUGGGAACAACAGCUAAUAGGGGGGCUUUGUGCCUAUCAUUCGAGGGACUGGAAAAUCCAGGUCUAUGAUGGAAGAGACUAUUGCAGUGGAGGCAAUGAUUAUGUUAAUAAUGUUAUUAUUCGAGCAAAGUAUUUCAAGCGAAGAGGAUUUUAAAUUCUAGGUGACUUAAAGUUUCCUCUUUUCAGACAAACUAAAAUUCUCAUGAUUAUUAUGACAGAUGAGGAAAAAAUAAAUGCUUAACAUGCUAAUCAAAUAGUGAUUGUAACUUCAAAAUUAAUUUUGCUGGGGGGUGUCCCAACAGUUGUGAAAUUGGAGGCACAUGUAAGUUAACUCCUUGUGCAACCUCACCCCAUUUAGUACCUCUUCUCAGUUUCUACUUUUUUUACUGCUAGGGUUGCAAAGGUAGCAGGCUGUAUUGUGCAGGAGGGAAUCUAAGAACUCAAUGCCUUUAUUUUAAAAAGUACAGCCAGCAAAUCUUAAUCUGCCAAGUGGCAGAGGAAUCCUCAUGCCUCUUGUAUGCAGAGGCAAGUUAGGGGCAGUUCAUACAGCAUUCAGAGAGGAAACGACAGGUGGUCUCCCUAUGUAUUUGUUAUAGUAGCCCUUUUUCCAUUCUCUCCCUAGUCAAAAGGGAAAAAGAGUUCUUUGUCUCCAUAGGCUUCUUUCCUCUAGCUUAUUCCUACUAGAGAUAAAAAGCUUCUCUCUGGCUCCUCAGUCGCUGUAAAUAACUUUAGUAGGCCAUUAUUAACUAAAGAGCAUCCUGCUAAGACAUCAAAGGACACACUAAUCCUCAGUUCAUGGUAUCCUCAGCUUUCUUAUGAGCCACAAACUCCACCCAGUGGCAGAUUUAGUGAGUUCCAACAAGUCAAAAUGAGCUGCACAAGGUCACAUCCAAACAGGAAACUUUCUGGAGAGCACAAAAGGCAUGUAGAGUCAGUCCCUCUGGAGUAUAAAAAAAAAAAAAGCCAUUAAGAGCAGAAAAGGACCCUACUUUUUAAUCAUCUUCCUAUGACUUGCAUAAUAAUAGCACUGCCUACUAAUAUAACCCUAACAUUUUUUCUGCCUUAGCUUUGGUGCUUUCCAGAUUUUAAUCAUGAGCAGGAUACCACACCUGCCUUCCAUAAUGUCAUUCUUAACGGGACAGUUAAUUAACUAGUCAAAACUUCGUUUGAAAAUGUAUUUUCUUAGUGUGACUGGAUGUGGGUAUAUCAAUUUACUAAGAAACUGAAUCAAAGGAAAUUGUGUAUUAAAAUGUUUCAGCAUAUAAAAAUGGACUAAAAAAAAGGUCUGUGUUUGUAUGCAAGAAAAUACAGUAUUAACCAAUCCCCAAAAGCUUUGGCCUUACUGACAUUUAAAAAAAUUAUUAAAAAAAAUACACUUUUUUCAAAGUCUUGUAAUA
This is a messenger RNA of Gavialis gangeticus (Gharial), 1776 nucleotides long. RefSeq names its product lysozyme g-like. Gene Ontology annotation, molecular function: lysozyme activity. The coding region runs from base 24 to 533 and encodes 169 amino acids. The record is from RefSeq and is a predicted model, not a curated record. Gene Ontology annotation, cellular component: extracellular region. NCBI's taxonomy places the organism in Eukaryota, Metazoa, Chordata, Crocodylia, Gavialidae. The transcript is spliced from 3 exons. Gene Ontology annotation, biological process: defense response to Gram-positive bacterium; peptidoglycan catabolic process.